Molecule: messenger RNA, 4458 nt
Organism: Camellia sinensis
Lineage: Eukaryota; Viridiplantae; Streptophyta; Magnoliopsida; Ericales; Theaceae
Source: RefSeq, a predicted model, not a curated record
UGAGUGUUUCUAAGGAACGGAGCGUUGGGUCCUUUUCAGUGCUGCUGCUUCUACUACUCUCUCUCUCUCUCUCUCUCUCUCCCCUCACACACAAGCAGAUUGAAGAAGAUGUCAGGAAGAAGAAGAGUUUCUGAUUCUUCCAUUAUUGGACGAAGAAUAAUUGCUGAUCAUAAUUGUCAAAAAGGUACAAUAUUUCCCUCAUUCUUAUUUCAUCUGUUUCGUUCUCUCUCUAACACCUCCACAAGCCCUACUUCUCCUCCUCCUCCUCUUCCUGCUGCUGUUGCUGUAAUACCCAAACAACGAUGCAAUUCGGGUCCCAAUGAUCUUCAAUCUGCUUUAAUUUCGUUCAAUCGCAUGCUCCAAAUGCGACCUUUGCCCUCCAUUUCUCAAUUCAACAAAGCUUUAGGGCCUAUCACCAAAAUGGGUCAUUACGACAUCUCUCUUUCUCUUAUUCUGAACAAGCUGCUACAGUUCCACGGCAUUCAGCUCAAUAUCUACACCUUCAACAUUGCUAUUAACUGUUGUUGCCGCCUUAAUCAAGCCCAUUUUGGCUUCUCUCUGUUAGGUUCCCUCUUCAAACGUGGUUAUACACCUACUGCAACAACCUUCACAACUCUGAUUAAUGGACUUAUUUUGGAAGAUAAAACCCCUGAAGCUGUAGAGUUAUUUAAGAAAUUAAUCACAACUAGAGAAAUUGAACCAGACUUGGUUAUGUAUGGAACCAUUGUUAAUGGGCUCUGCAGAACCGGGAACACUAUCAGGGCUGUUAGUUUGCUUAGGAUAAUGGAAGAGGGAAGUCAUAAACCUGACACCGUAGUGUAUACCACGAUCAUUGACAGUCUUUGCAAGGAUAGAAUGGUGGAUGAUGCUGUCAAGCUCUUUACAGAAAUGGAUGAACAAGGCAUUCGUCGAGAUGUUAUCACUUAUACCUCUUUGAUUCAUGGCCUAUGUAAUUUCGGUCGGUGGAAAGAGGCUACCGAAAUGUUAAUAGAAAUGUUGGAUAGUGGUAUUGUUCCGAAUGUUCAUACAUAUAGUGUGUUGGUGGAUGCAUAUACCAAGGAAGGGAAGAUUAAAGAGGCAGAGGGGGUCCUUGAAGUCAUGAUGCAAAGAGGUGUGGAUCCUAAUGUAGUCACAUACAGUACUCUAAUGGAUGGAUAUUGUUUGCAAGGCCACAUGGAUGAAGCGAUCAGAGUGUUCAAUACCAUGGUGGAUAGGGGCCUUCACCCUAAUAUUUUUGGCUAUAACAUUCUAAUCAAUGGAUAUUGCAAGAACAUGAAAAUAGAUGAGGCCAUGCAUCUCUUUCGAGAAUUGCCUCAAAGGGGGUUGAAACCCGACAGCGGAACUUUCAACACUAUGUUACAAGGUUUGUUUCGAUCGAGUAGAUGUGGAGCUGCUCAGGAACUUUUUAAUGAGAUGCAAGUUGUAGGCAUAAUUCCAAAUUCUCAAACUUAUGGUAUCUUAUUGGAUGGGUUGUGCAAAAAUGGGCAUAUUUCUGAAGCAUUGUCAUUAUUCCACAUGAUGGAAAGCAACGGUUUACAUCUUGAUGUUGUUAUGUACAGUAUUCUCAUUGAUGCAUUCUGCACAGUUAAAAAGCUUGAUAGUGCAAGGGCCCUUUUCAGUGAGCUUUCUUCCAAGGGAUUACAACCUAAUGUUAAGACAUACACUAUGAUGAUACAAGGUCUUUGUGAAGAAGGCCUACUACACGAAGCUAAAGAGUUGUUUGUUAAAAUGGAACAGAAUGGUUGUUUGCCAGAUGGUGUCACUUACAACACUAUUAUCCGAGGAUUUAUUGGACAACACAAGUGCUAUGAGGCAUUAAUACUCGCUGAGGAAAUGGUUCAAAGGGGUUUUUCAGCAGAUGCAUCCACUUUUCCCUUGAUCGUCGAUAUACUCUCAACUAAAGGACAAGAUCCUGCUCUCCAAGAAGUGAUAAAGAAGUUCGUGCCCAAAGAUAGUCAUGGAAUGCAAGAGAACAAGUAAAUUUCUUAAGCUGUGAAGAUGCAAAAGAGCUAUAAAAUUUUGAUUAUGAGCCUUAAUUGAUUAAAAUGAAGCAAAUGCAAUCUAUGGGAAGAAGAUAAAGGAUAGGCUGGCCUUGUUGAUCAACCGAAGACAAGCUCUAAAAAUCACUUCUUCCACUUAAUUCUUCAAGAAAUAAUUGUAAUGUCCUUAAAAUGUUCUACGGUAUAUGUUGCACUGGAGAAAAAGGAUAGGUUCAAGUAUUUGUUUUCUUUCCGUGAUCCUGAGUAUGACAAAUAAUAUUUACUAUGAAAAAAAAUAAGGUAUUGACAUUUUGAUUGUAGAUACACUCGAGGCAUAAUUGUUUUUUUCUGCAGAGAUUGAAAUCCAAUUCUAGUCAAUUUUGUGUGCUAUUAGAACAAGUCCAUAAAUGUACAAAAUUGAUGAUGCAGGACGAGCAGGGAUCAUUUUCCCACAAGUAGUGAGCCCAGGUUAAGCAUACUGAUAGCAGCAACAAUAGACUUAUAUGGCUGGAUUUAGUGGGAUUUUGUGGCUGCAAGAGUAUUUAAAAAAUAGGAGUUUAAGGGUUUGAAAAAGGUAGGGUUUUGGGAAUUAAAACACAAGUGUUUAAAGGCAGUUGGAUGGCUGUUCUAAGCAUUGUGAACAGUGACGUGAACAAUAACCUUGCUGGAGAGAGAGGGGGGUACUUCAUCCUCACAAAGGAUAGGCCAAUCACACAAAUACAAUCUCAAAUUUUCAUAAUAUUAACUCUUCUGUUGAAUCAUUGAGAUUAUACAUAUAUUUAUAAGCUAAUGACUCUCAACUUCUAAUAUUCUAAACCAACUAUGACUUCCAAUUCUACUUCAAUCAUAAUAAGAAACUUUAAUUACUUUUAAUUCUACUUCAAUAUCAAAAUAGGAAACUUGGUCUUUUAACCACUAAGAUUAUUAUAUAUAAUAAAUCACAUGUAAUGACCCAUUUAAUAAAUUAACCCAAAAUAAAACCCAUGGGCAAUUCUACAACCCAUGUCCAGCAAUAUUGAAAUUACUAUAAUACCCUUAGCUACUAAACACUACCAUGGACACUUUUAUUUGGACCAAAAAGGCUUCUUGACGAUCUUAGGACCUUUAGACUUUGUGUUGGGCUUCCACAGCCUACCGUACUUAUUUUGCCAUGCAAUAGAUGUUGCAUCAAUUGAUCUCUCGCUUUUUGUGCUAAUAAGAACAGAGAAAACAUUUCUUGAAAAACAUAGGUUUCUGUUUGGUAGUGGUUUACAAAUUAGUAUUAAGGAUUCUCCCAUCUCAACAUGCCACUGGUUGCUGUAAGAGAUUGUAAAUGUAUGCCCUGUUUAUAGUUGUUAGGGAUAAUUCUUAUGAAUAUAUUUGAUCCCAAAUCCCUCUGUUUGCAACCUGUCCCCACCAAAAAGGGAAAAGUGGAAGAAGCAAAUGUACAGGCUUACCCUAUUGAUCAACCAGCAACAAACUCUGAAAAUUUACUUCUUUCACUUGAUUCUUAAAGAGAUAAUUGUAAUGUCCUCAAGAACAUCCUAUAGUGCAUGUAGCAUUGGAGAAAGAGGGUAGUUUCAGGUUUUUGUUUUCUUUCCUUGGUCCUCUAGCCGUGACAAAUGAUAUUUCCUACUUGUGCAAGAAUAAAACAAAAGAAAAUAAAAAGAAAAAAGGGUAAUGACAUUUUGAUUGUAGCUACACUAAAGGCAUAUCAAAUUAGACAACCACCUGUUUUUUUUGUAGAGAUUGAAAUCAAAUUCUAGUGUAUAAUAUUUGCAUGAACUUGUGUUGAGUCUUGAUGAAUUUGUUGUUGAAGUGAGACCUUUGCAUGUUAAGCAGUCUCUACAACCAAAUGUGCACUCCAGAAAACCAACUUUAAUAUGUUUUAGCUUGGAUUGAUGCACAAAACUACCUAUCAAUGGAAAAAGUAAAUAUGAAAGUCUCAUGGCUAGUCUAUUUUGUAUCAUCACCCUUCUAUUUUUCACCUAGUUCAGCAAAUACACUGACUUGUUCGUUACUUGAAAUUUUUCAACAAGCAAAGCCAUACCUCAUCUAUUAAGUGAGCUUCAUGAACCCAUUAUUUCAAUUCUUAGAUUGGUUGUACCUGAUGACUAGUUGUGAACUAGUAGCCCUGUGGUGGAUUGUAAACAAUAUGCACCUUCUGAUCUCCUUAAUCCUGGCUCUUUUUGGCAUUUCCUCGUCUUUUGUAUUGCAUUUGGUUUGAACUAUGUUACUAGUUAUAGGUGAUAAAGACCAGAAAGUGUGGCCUAUUUGUUCUAGGGAUGAACAAAUGAGAAAAACAAGUGAUCUUUAUUAGCCACCCUUUUGACUCAGAACUAGUGGACUUCAUGCUAAACUCCUGUAUGUUUGUUUGUAAUUGCAAAUAUGCUAGUCUUCUUCUUCAUUCUCCACUAGGAGAUUGCCAUGUUCAAUGCACAUGCUCACUUGAUACUUCAUUAAAUAUAGAUGCAGCUACCACCUGAAAACAUACGUCUAU